AACAACAAAGAAGAUAAUUGUAGUGAACAUGUAGAUUAGGAGAAGUCUCCCUCUGCUUGUACAGUAAGCGGUUUGGCUGCUGUGCUCAUGGCAUUUGUAUUUCAACGGUAAUUUGCAUUUUGCGCUGCUGGGUUCGUGCGCGGGACCCGUCCAUGUGCACAGAGCGAGGGGAAGAAGAGGAGCAGAUGUGCGGCUGCGUCAGAUUAGCCACACUGCUGUUAGCAUUUUAGCUGCGUAUGCAUCUUGAACAACAGAACAAUGACGUCAGCUUCCACUAAAGUCGGGGAGAUAUUCUCUGCAGCUGGAGCUGCCUUCACCAAGCUCGGGGAGCUCACCAUGCAGCUGCAUCCAGUGGUGGACUCCAGCCCUGCAGGGGGUCAGACCAAGAGCACAGUGAAGAGGAAGCUGUAUGAAGACGGAGCUCCGCUCACCACCUGUGACGGGCCCAAGAAGGCCACCAAGAAAGCCGCUGUGGGCACCCCGAAUCUCAUCUCUGUGCCCACAGCUCAGGUCGGGGUGCCGUCACGUCUUCAGAGCCCCAGCUCCAACCAGGCGCCUCUGAAGAAACAGAAGACUGCAGACGUGACCCUCAGCGCUCUGAACGACUCAGAUGUCAACAGUGACCUUGUGGAUAUCGAGGGACUAGGUCAAGGGUCCAACUCCAAAAAACUCAUCAACUUUGAUCAAGAUAAUCUGAACCUGGACUCCAGCCUCAUCAUGAAUCCCAGUGAUCUUCCUCUGCUCUCCCGCUGACCUCUGACUUCUACUUCCUGUCGUCUUCAUACAUAAAAACGGGGGGAAUACAGCAUGUUGUACAUAAAUGAACUGUGCUACAGGAUGCUGAGUCCGUGUCAUACAGGACAUUUGGAUCAUUUUUAUUUAAGACAUUUGGUUUUUUUCAUGUGGAAUUAGUUCCAAAGUUUAGUACGAGGUUCUGAGAUUCACUCCAUCUUUAAAUAGAAAACAGGAAAAAGAAGAUCAGGUCAACAUUGCUUCAUUGUGUUUCAUGUUCAAGUCAGUCAAACCACAUAGUAACAAUGGCUCCACGAGCAGAACUCUAUUUGUACUAAACCAUUUUCAGUGUGAGUUGACUGAGGUUCCAUUCAGUCCUGGUAUUAAAGGGACAGUUCAAGUUCUUUUGAAGUGUAAUUGUGCCUUUAUAUCCAGUCAAGACUGACUGGUGCGUGCUGCCGUGUCACAUGAACACAAGUAAUUGGAAUAAAAGCCUCAUCAGCCUCAAAUGAACCAAAUUUCAUUCGGAAGAAGAGUGCUAGUAUACGGCGAUCGUCAUUCGAAACAAUGUUUCUAUAAACUGUUGAUCGGAUCAUGACUCCCUUGUUUGGUGCUAGCAUGUGUCUGAUUCAAAGAAUAAUGAACAGACACGAAAGUCACAGACGGGGAAGAUGAGUAAAAUGCGAAGGAUAUUGGACAGCGAGGGAAUCUCAGUUGGAUUCAAGACCUGUACAUGUGAAUGGAUGACUUGGUAUGAAUGUUGAUACCAGGUCUGAAUGUGGCCUAAAUGUCUUGUGUUGCUGUAAAUGACAUAAAGUCAUUUGUGUCAUGCUCCAUUUAGCAUCAUAAUCAUAUCACAUAAUAUUGAAAAGAGAACAUCAUUUUUUGUGUAGAUUAGACGAUAUUUUGUAAGAACAGAUAUUAAAGUAGCAGGAACUUGAAA
Molecule: messenger RNA, 1675 nt
Organism: Solea senegalensis (Senegalese sole)
Lineage: Eukaryota; Metazoa; Chordata; Actinopteri; Pleuronectiformes; Soleidae
Exons: 5
Coding region: 259-753 (164 amino acids)
Cellular component (GO): MLL1 complex; NURF complex
Source: RefSeq, a predicted model, not a curated record